Messenger RNA from Symbiodinium necroappetens, 3159 nucleotides. The record is from the annotation of a GenBank genome assembly. NCBI's taxonomy places the organism in Eukaryota, Dinophyceae, Suessiales, Symbiodiniaceae.
AUGAAGUUGUCCAAGGUUGCGCUGCGAGUGCGGGAGAAGUCCAACAGCAGCGAGGACAAACAGAUGUUGGCUUACUGGUUGGCUUCCCGUCGUUGUUUCUCAGAACAUGCUGUUGUUGGGUGCGCCUUCGAUGCCAGCCGCUGCGGUGGAAAGAACUACCUCUUCGGAUUCGGGACUUGCCCGGACGGAGUGGGUGCUUUCCUGCCACCACAGGAGACGCGUGACUUGCUGACGCCUGUGACCGUGCAAGUGUUGGACCGUCCGGACCCAGACUACGUGCAGCUGCGGCAGGCCAAGAGGGACUGGGCAACUGCAGCUGCGGAGUGGUGCAAAGCCCAAACAGGCAAAGCAGCUGUAGAGAAAGCAAAGCCGCAGCAACUCUACCGCAAGAAGGCAUACGAGUGGCUCUUAGCUUCCAACCAUGCGUUGGAAACCAUGUUUGCACAAGGUUGGCGCAGUUUCCAGAUCCCGGAAGACUGUUCCAGGAGCCCUGAGUCAUGGCCUUGCAUCACAUGCGCACUGGACCAGGGAUCUGACGGUUUUUGCGCGGUCCACUUUUUGGAGCACAUGCACGUGAACAUCAUGGUAGUCAACGAUGCUUCCCACAGAGUCUGGAACGAUGCUCAGUUAGCAUUGAAGGACUCAGGUUGCUGGAGUCUUUGCAUGAUAGGGCUGGUGUUGCUGAACCUGGACCAUGGGCCCUGGGAAGGUGCGAAAUGGCACAGCGAGUCCCAGCAAGCAGCUUUGGAGUACAACCGCUUGGCAAGUACUGAGUGCCCACUUUUCCAGGCACACUUACCGCGCAUCUGUGUUGAGACCGGUCGGCCGCUGCAGGAUGCUAACCCGGAGGUGGCGGCAGAAAUUUGGGAAAGCCUGCCAGAUGCGGUACAAAAGAAGAUGCCUCACGUGGGCUUCAGCCGAUGGUUCGCUUUCUUCGACUCGAUGGAGGUUUUGACAAGGUUGUGGAGCCAGCGCUUGUUGUUCUACGAGUACAUCUGUCUGCAACUGGGCACUCCGGUGGGCAGCAAGAAAGAGAAAGUGGUGGUUGCUUUGGAGCGACGGAGCGAGGACGAGGACGUGCGCAAGAGCACCACCAAGAACGACCAGGCCGAAGUGCGGAAGGCACGCUCUGCGUGCAAAAACACUUUGGAGUUCGCGGCACUUGUGAUGACGGACAGGUGCUUCUGGAUGGUUUGUCGAGGUCUGUGCUCGUUGUCCGCAUUCGUGCGCGACUGGCACAGUGAACAGAAUAAGCGCAACAGGAGCUGCGAAGAAUCCGUCUCUUGGAUGCUUGGCAUGGCCAGCGGUGAAGGUGCAGACAGUUGCAAGGAGACGCUGAAGCAGCUGCAGAGCGAGGCAUUUCUGGAAGAGCUAGGCAUGCCAACCACAGCUUUGCCACCUGGCAUCAGGAUUCUGGAUGCUGAGCAUCCAUUGGUGGUGGAAGAACGGGAAGUGGUCGGGAAGCUAGCAGACUACGCUUUGUCCUUGUGCAAGAGGCGGUUGCGGUCCCUCGGGUGGCACUCCGAGACAUAUCCUGGCAUGUUUGCGCUGUUGCUUUCCAAGGACGAAGGGCUGCUCAAAUAUGCUCUGGCCACCAUGAAAGACGACUGGGAUUGCUGGGAGCGUCUUCGGCUCGAGUCAGGCCCUUUUUGGAAGAAGCUGCAGGAAAGAUCCCCAUUCCGGUGCGUCCACACACAGCAGAUUUUUCGUCUGCUGCGGGCCAGUGCAUGGGAAGCAAGCGACGUCGUUCGUGAUGUCGUGGAGAAGCACUUUGCCGCAAUCACCCAGACGAAGGUUGUGGAAGAUUCUGUGCGACUGGCCCGUGUUGCCGAGACCAACAAAGGCAUGAGCAAAAAAAUCGGGCCAGCAACUGUAUGGCAGGAAUUGUCGUCGAGCAAGCUCGGUUCCAAAACGCACCGCUUCACUGCGCCAGCCUGGCAGACGGAAGUGGUGCCGACCGGCCUCAACACGAGCUCGAGCAGCGGACUGUUUCAUCCGGUGCCCCGUGAGACAUGGGAAGAGCUGCGCAAGGUUGUGUCCACGAGACGGACAGCCCCGUGGUACAGUCCAAGCCCCCUAGCUUCCAUGGCUCCAGCAGAGGACCUGGCUUUACUUCGGCACUGCAAGCAACAGGACUGUUGGGCUGCAGCUAAGAACAGCUGGUGCAGCUUGUUGGUCGAUGUUCCUCGUCUCUGCUUGCGGCCUAGAGGGCGAGAGGACUCUCAGUGGUUUUACAGCAUGGGCAGUGUCGGCGGCAGUGCAGUGGCCGCUUGGCCGAUGGACACUUCCGUGGUUGGCAGCGAGACAUUCCUCUCUCCGAAGCCCGAAGGUCGCAAGUUUUGGCUUCAUUUGCUUCGUGCAGAGGAUUGGGAGGCUUUGACAGUGCAGUGGUGCGGUCCCUUGGAACAGAAGGCGAGAGCCGCCCGGUUCCCUGCUGAUCGCUUCAUUGUGGCGAGAGGAAACCACGAAGCUCUUCCACUGCUACAUUGCGCCGCCCGAAGCGCCUUUUGGUCGCUUCCGAAAACGACCCUCCUGAGCGUGGCGAGACAUCUGGGUGCCGCAGCAUCUUCGGAUCUCCCUCUGGCUGGCGUUCUCGAGGCAUUGGUGAAGCAUAUCUUCCCAGAGAUGAAAGCAGAAGAAGUGGCCCUAAUCCUGCGGCUGCGCUUGCGCAGCUUCGAUGAUUCCCUGGACUUGCUCCAGAACGCGGACGUGGAGGCGGUUUUGGAGAGCAGCGAUGUGAAAGAACUGGACAAAGUCCGUGUUGAAAUGCAGCAGCAACUGAAUGAGGAUGAAGGUCUGCGGGAAGCAGUCCGAAAGCAUUCGAAGUCUGGCACUUCACGGAAGCAGCCAGGUUCAGCGAGAUCCGCUGCCUUCCGCAACUACCCCAAAAAAAUCCCGAAGCCCAGUCAAGCCGAAUGGAACGGCGACAUUGCGCAGUCCUUGCUUCCUCCAGGUGCACGUUUGUUUGAGGACAACCUGAAUCAGAGAUGGUUGCUGAGUAUGGGCAGCGAGUUUAGGAGAUCUCGAAGCUGGGGCCUUUAUGGUUUCAGAACAAGCUCGCUUCUGUGUGCUCAGCUGGCAUGGCAGCGUUGGCAAGAGUCCGGAGGGCAGGAGUGCCCCAUCGCAGAUCUGAUGAACUACCGACCCGGUAGUGAGUGA